CGCCUGCGCGGCCGCAGAAGCUCCGCUGCCCCUCUCGCGGCUUCUGCUGCUGCUGCCGCUGCUGGUGCUGCUGCGCUGACGGCGGUCGCCCGCGCUUCAGAGUCACUGAUUUGCCCUUGAGACAACUGUGCUCUCAUCUGUACUCAUGGAUGAACUUCAGGAUGUUCAGCUCACAGAGAUCAAACCACUUCUAAAUGAUAAGAAUGGUACACGAAACUUCCAGGACUUUGACUGUCAGGAACAUGAUAUAGAAACAACUCAUGGUGUGGUCCAUGUCACUAUAAGAGGCUUACCGAAGGGAAACAGACCAGUUAUCCUCACGUAUCAUGACAUUGGACUCAACCAUAAAUCCUGUUUCAACACGUUCUUCAACUUUGAGGAUAUGCAAGAGAUCACUCAGCACUUUGCUGUGUGUCACGUGGAUGCCCCAGGCCAGCAGGAAGGGGCGCCUUCUUUCCCGACAGGGUACCAGUACCCUACAAUGGAUGAGCUGGCUGAAAUGCUGCCUCCUGUUCUUACCCACUUAAGUCUGAAGAGCAUCAUUGGGAUUGGAGUUGGAGCUGGAGCUUACAUCCUCAGCAGAUUUGCACUCAAUCAUCCAGAGCUUGUGGAAGGCCUUGUGCUCAUUAACAUUGACCCUUGCGCCAAAGGUUGGAUUGACUGGGCAGCUUCCAAACUCUCUGGCUUGACAACCAACGUUGUAGACAUUAUUUUGGCUCAUCAUUUUGGGCAGGAAGAACUGCAGGCCAACCUGGACCUGAUUCAAACCUACAGACUGCAUAUUGCCCAGGAUAUCAACCAAGAAAACCUACAGCUCUUCCUGGGUUCCUAUAAUGGACGCAGAGACCUGGAAAUUGAAAGACCCAUCCUAGGCCAAAAUGAUAACAAAUUAAAAACAUUAAAGUGUUCUACUUUACUGGUGGUGGGGGACAAUUCACCUGCUGUUGAGGCUGUGGUUGAAUGUAAUUCUCGCCUCAACCCUAUAAAUACAACUUUGCUAAAGAUGGCAGACUGUGGGGGCCUGCCCCAAGUAGUUCAGCCUGGGAAGCUCACCGAGGCCUUCAAGUACUUUUUGCAGGGAAUGGGCUACAUCCCGUAUGUGCAGCUCAGUCACCUCAGCACCGAGUCAGUACCAUCUGCUGGCAUGACCCGGCUCGCCCGAUCACGAACCCACUCCACCUCGAGUAGCAUCGGCUCUGGAGAAAGUCCCUUCAGCCGGUCUGUCACCAGCAAUCAUUCAGAUGGAACUCAAGAGUCCUGUGAGUCCCCUGAUGCCCUGGACAGACAUCACACCAUGGAGGUGUCCUGCUAAGCAGAUGCUCCUCCCCGGACCAUGCAAGGCCAUCCUCCUCCAGCCCACCACCCGUACACAUUUCAUCCGUAGACGGGCCUUCACUGCCCUGACUCAUGCAUGGCCGCUGAACCUUUCUCUGGUAGCCUGGAUUUAUCAUUCUCUGCCCACCCACCCUUUUUUGUAUGUACCGAGACCCACAUCCAUGCUAUUACUGUAACAUUCCAACAUCUUUAAUUGACCUAAUUUCCAUAUCUUCUCUUGCCAGCUUUUUUCUGUGCUCCCUCAACUAUGUAUCUGAUUAAGACCCUUUGCUCCCCAACUCUGUGUGUGUGCGAGCACAUGUGUCCGUGUUUGUGUGUGCGUAGUUCUGUAAUUUUAGACAUGCUUUCUUGUAGUGCUUCUGCAAAAAAAAAAAAGGACAGAAAAGGGACUUUUUUUUGCACUCUCAAUGGUGUUUUUUAAGGGAAAGGUACAGAACAGAUAUCUAGGUGGGAUAGGCCACUCGAGUCUCUUCUGGUUCCAGGCUGGUCCACAAGAUUUGCAGAAUGAUUUCUAGAAAGAGCCACACUGAGGAAUGCGGAAAACUGUAAUUACUGUUUGGACUGCUGAUUGAGCUGGUGGUCAGUAGCAAAAGGGUCGGCUUUUACACAGGGAAGUGGGCAAGGGGGCCAGCUACCUCCUUUCCAAAUGGCUUCUCGUAGGCAGUCGUAUGAAUAAGAGGGGAGAAAUAUAGCCUGCUGGAAGCUCGUGAGCAGUGAGGUUCUGACACACGUAAAGUUUUCUCUGAAGGCGCUGCUCGAUUACUAGAAUCUCGUAGCACAGGAAGUAGAAAACAAAUGCCAGGCGUCCAUUUUGCAGAGCAAAAUGCUGUCACUACCAUCUGCCUGCUGCUUUCCAGACGUGCACAUGUCUGCCAGAGGAGCCUCUCAGGUGUGUGGUGGAGAGGGCUUCUCCAUCUCUCGGCCCCCAAAAGGGGAGCGGUAUGGCCUCAAAGCACGGCACUGGUGCGGAAAUGCUUGCGAGGAGAGGAGCAGCCAUUGACAGUGUCCUGUUGAGUAGCCGCAGCCGUGAUUUCAGCAGACUUAAUCGAAGCUAAAUUAAAUAGAUACAGAACCCAUUUCUGAGAAAGAGUCUUAAUUCUAUAAACUCUGGCUUGGAAGAAAGAAGGGGCCAAUUUGUAAAGACAGCCCUGUCCCAGGAAAAGUCUUUUCUGCACCCGUCUGCUGUAAGGGAGGGGGUCCCGGCCAGCCAGAGAGGACUACUGGGAGGAGAGGAAAGAGCCACGGAGAGCAGCUGCCACCCAGCAGGAGCCCAGCGACGGGAGCAUCUAGCUGUAAGCUCAGGGUUACACAGUUCCCAGUCUUGGGAGAAGACUUUUCACACACAUUGUUUUGCUUUGUGCUAAGAUAAGGAAUGCGUCACUCUGUUAGAGUAUGACUUUUUACAAAUUAUUAAAUAAAGCUGUAUAUGUCUCAUUGUUA
This is a messenger RNA of Chinchilla lanigera (long-tailed chinchilla), 2775 nucleotides long. It is a transcript of the gene Ndrg3, whose product is annotated as NDRG family member 3. Gene Ontology annotation, biological process: signal transduction. Bases 146 to 1312 code for a protein of 388 amino acids. Gene Ontology annotation, cellular component: cytoplasm. Lineage: Eukaryota; Metazoa; Chordata; Mammalia; Rodentia; Chinchillidae. The transcript has 17 exons. The record is from RefSeq and is a predicted model, not a curated record.